This is a messenger RNA of Oncorhynchus nerka (sockeye salmon), 2804 nucleotides long. RefSeq names its product potassium voltage-gated channel subfamily V member 2-like. The transcript is spliced from 2 exons. Bases 284 to 1945 code for a protein of 553 amino acids. The record is from RefSeq and is a predicted model, not a curated record. NCBI's taxonomy places the organism in Eukaryota, Metazoa, Chordata, Actinopteri, Salmoniformes, Salmonidae. Gene Ontology annotation, molecular function: delayed rectifier potassium channel activity. Gene Ontology annotation, cellular component: voltage-gated potassium channel complex; membrane. Gene Ontology annotation, biological process: potassium ion transmembrane transport; protein homooligomerization.
ACAGCAAUGGGAUUAGAGAAUCAGUGAGGAGGAUGAAUCCCCAACUCAUGCUCUUGAUCUUCUUGCACGUUGAAUCAAACACGGUGUAGCUUUUUCUCUCCCUGCUGAAUUUGUAAGGAAAGGAAAAGGAAGAAGAAAGUCUUGCCGUUGUUGCUCUUUGUGUCAAGGAAUGUGAAACGUGUGACAUAUUGGAUUUGUUGGUAAGGUCUUUACUGAUUUAACUUUCACUAGGUGAGCAGGAUUGAUAAUUCUCAAAAUUUCCUGCCCUCUGAGGGGUCGUACAAUGGAACAACCUUCAAAAAACCCUCAUCACCUAAAAAAGCUGAAAAAACGGCGCUCCAGUUUGUUUGCCAGCGUGAAGCUGAACACCAGCUUAUCCAAGAGCAUUGAAGAACCAGACGCUACCUUCCCCUUUGCACAGGAGAGCUCUGUGAAAGCAUGGACGUCCAUGGACAACCUGGACAACCCUGCAACUCAGACAGUGGUCCUGAAGGAGAACGGGCCCGAGAAGAAAAGGGAGGAGAAAGAAAAACGUGUCGCCAGACAAUCCAACAUAGUCACCAUCAAUGUCGGUGGGAGAGUCUUUCACAUACCUAUCCAUCUGGUUCUCCGCUACCCCAAAACCAGGAUUGGCUCUCUGGCCCUCUGUACCGAUCCUGUGAAGAGGAUGACACUCUGCGAUGACUACUCCGUCCGCAAAAAUGAGUUCUUCUUUGACCGGGACCCCACUUUCUUCCAUUACAUCUUCCACUUUUACUGCAGCAACGUCAUGUGGGUGAUGGAGAGUCUGUGUCCGCUCAAUUUCGAGGAGGAGAUGAACUUCUGGGGUCUCCGCAUGAGGGACACUCCGAGGUGUUGCCGCAUGCUGUUUGAGGAGAAGGUGGAUGAGAUCAAAGAUGGCCUGAAGGUCAACCAGGAGCUGAUCGACGAAAUCAAGCCGGCCCACAGGGAUGAGGAGGCCAUGUUCAAGACCAUGUUCCUGGGAGGGUUCCGCAAGGCCCUCUGGGACCUGAUGGAGAACCCAUAUUCCUCUUUAGCAGCCAAGGGCUUCGCCGUGUUCUCCAGCCUCUUCGUCCUCAUCUCCAUCGUGGCCAUGACCCUCAACACGGUGAAGGAGCUGAGGAAGUACACUAUCUACGGCAAGACCUACAUGGAGUGUGUGGAGAUCGUCUCCAUCGUCUUCUUCACCUUUGAGUACUUCCUGCGGCUACUCACCACCUGCGACAUAAAACACUUUGUGAAAAGCGGCCUCAACUUUGUGGACCUGUUGGCCGUCAUGCCCUACUUCAUCCAGAUCAUCUUUGAGAUUUUCACAGAUGUUGAUGAUGCUGGUGCCCAGGAGGACCUGAAGACCAUGGCCAGGGUCAGCAAAGUCAGCAAGGUGCUCAAGGUGGUCAAACUCAUGCGCAUCUUUCGCAUCCUCAAGCUGGCAAAGCAUUCCACUGGAAUGCGGGCAUUUGGCUUCACCAUCCGGCAGUGCAGAGAGCAGGUGUGCUGCUUAUUCCUGUUCAUUAUCAUGGGCAUCUUCACCUUCUCGGCCCUCAUGCACUCUGUGGAGCUGGACCAGCCAGGCACCCCUUUCAGCAGCAUCCCUGAUGCCUGGUGGUGGGCCGCAGUGAGCAUCUCCACUGUGGGCUAUGGUGACGUGGUGCCCAUCUCCUAUUUGGGUCGCUGCGUGGCAUUUGGCUGCAUCUCCUUUGGCAUUAUCCUCAACGGCAUGCCCAUCUCAAUCCUCUUCAACAAGUUCUCAGACUACUACGCCAAGCUCAAGGCCCAGGAAUACACCCAGACUAUAGGCCCGGGUGUACGCACCUUCCAGCUCAAGAAACGUCUGCGGCGCAAGUUCGAUGGCUGCUUCGAACCACAGCCUUCGGACGACUCUGAUGACGAUUAUGACACCACAUACCAUCCAAACAGGAGUCAGAGCCAUGCGGGCGCCGAGUGAGACCCUAAUGCCAACGCCCCUUAAAUGCCUUUCUCGCCUUCAUGCUGGAGACUAACACCCCAUCUGCCUCUGACUAUAUUCUAAGCCGGGGUGUAGGAAAGUAAACAUUGGGCAAAGGGGGUGGUGGGGGUGGGGGAUUGAGGCUGAGCCAAGGGGAGAUAAACCGUAAGCUACAGCUUUAGACGUGGCACGCUAAGGGUGACUCCUCAGUCAAAUGGACAGGAAUUACCCCCCAUCGGGAUUGGUUUCUAAGAAUAGCACCUGAUGCAGUUAAGCUGAGUGGAACUAACUUUCUACCAGGCAUUCAUGCCUAUAACAGAGUAACGACCAACGUUUAUUAGACUAUAUUGCACAAACCACUUCAGAAGCUGAGGGAUGGUAGCCAGUAGGCCUAUGACUGCUCCGUGGGAUGAAGUGCUAAUAUAAAAAAAAUUUGGAGGGGGCCUCAGAUCUAUAACAUGUGCAGGAUGUAAAUGUUCAAAUCAACACAUGCAAUUAGGCCUAAUUAGUUUAUUUUACCAUGAUAAAAGACACUAUUGCAGUUGGAUGAUACUUCCAGUAGGCAAUUACUUCUCAGUUUUGGUCAGAAAAUGAACAUUCAACUAAUUAAUUGAAAAAAUUAUAUUAUAAAACAACAGUUUUAAAACGGUAUCUUUAAUUCAUUAGUAGAACUGAACCCAACUCUGACAUGGUACUCUGUUUCUACCCAAAUGUCCGUGUUAUGGGCAAUAGUCAGUUCAAGUUACACUAUAUCCUUAAAAUGUAUACAGUUAGACAGUACUAUAUAGUACUGUAUACAGGACUCAUUUGAAAUAGACCAUGCGAUGGGUGUCAAAGAAUAAAAGUUAUUUCAUCUGAA